AUCAUCAGGAACCUUCAGGCAGUGACACUGAAAUCUCUCCUGGAGGAGAAGAACAUCUUGCUGUUCAUCCUGAUGCAGAUGUCCUCCAAUCACCAGUAUUGCCAGUUGAUACUGCAUCAGACUGGAGCGCUGACAUUGCCCAGGCUCCAGUCCUUCAUACUGCAUCUGCCUGGAGCAUUAAUGCCGGCCUGACUCCAGUCUUUAGGGCAUCGAACUGGAAUGGUGAUUUUGCACGGACGUCAUCUGACUGGAACAUUUAUGUGGGCCUGACUUCAGCAUGCACCAUGUCACUGUCAGACUUGAGCACUGACGUCACACAGACUCCAGCACGCACUGCAUUAAACUGGAGAGCUGACGUCACCCAAACUCCAGUACACACAGCGUCAGACUGGAGCAUUGACAUCACCCAAACUCCAGUCCGCAUCGCUUCUGAUUGGAGUAAUGAUAUCGCUCAGACUCCAGUCCGGCACACCCCUUCCAACUGGAGCAACGACAUUGCCCAGACUCCAAUCUAUGCCACAUCAAACUGGAGUAUCAAUGUCAUCCAAACUUCAGUUAGUUCCACAGAGGUCUCUGAAUCACCUCUGACAUGGCAGCUGGAGAAAAAUGGAAGGAUGAAAAUUGAAGUCAUAAAUUCCUGCGACUAUGUGAUCGGCGAUAUGCUGGGUGAAGGAACCUUUGGAGCCGUGUAUGAAGGGAGUCGUCUGCAGGAUGGCUUUGAGGUGGCAGUGAAAUAUGUGGCAAAGACGGAGAAUGUGGAAUACAUCAGUAUCCCGGGUCAUUCCAAGCCCCUUCCACUUGAGGUUGCACUGCACAUCCUCGCCAACAGAGGCCCCAGCAUUCCAGAAAUAAUCCAGCUGCUGGACUGGCAGGACCAGCAUGACUAUUAUGUUAUGGUGAUGGAGCGCCCCUCACCCUGCGAAGACCUGUUUGAAUUUGCAGAAGGCCACGGAGGCAGCAUUGAUGAAGGCUUAGCUUGUGUCGUCAUGCGGCAGGCAACACAGGCCGCUCACAUGUGCUGCCGCCGUGGGGUUCUACAUGGCGAUAUCAAACUUGAAAAUCUGCUCAUUAAUACGGAUACCCAUGAAGUCAAGCUAAUUGAUUUUGGGUGUGGCGACCUCCUUAAGAAAUCGGCCUACAAGAUAUUCGCUGGCACUGAUCAGUACUGCCCGCCAGAGUUUAAGGAGAAGGGGGAGUACAAUGCGAAGCCAGCAACAGUCUGGUCCCUCGGUGUUCUCUUGUUCGCGCUGGUGUGUGGGGAUUUUCCCAAUGUUGAUGACUUGAACAAGAUCAAUGCAAACAACUUCUCCAAAGCUGGCAUGUCCGAAGAAUGCUGCCAGUUGAUUAGUUCUUGUCUCCGACAAGAGCCAGAGCAGCGGCUUCGAUUAAGCGAGAUUCUUCUCCACGACUGGUUCAAGGUACUAAGCCUAAGAUCAGUCACAGACGUGGAGAAACUAAAAACAGUGUAA
This is a messenger RNA of Carassius gibelio (silver crucian carp), 1469 nucleotides long. RefSeq names its product serine/threonine-protein kinase pim-2-like. Gene Ontology annotation, cellular component: cytoplasm. The transcript has 7 exons. Bases 285 to 1469 code for a protein of 394 amino acids. Gene Ontology annotation, molecular function: ATP binding; protein serine/threonine kinase activity. The record is from RefSeq and is a predicted model, not a curated record. Gene Ontology annotation, biological process: negative regulation of apoptotic process; regulation of mitotic cell cycle; protein autophosphorylation. Lineage: Eukaryota; Metazoa; Chordata; Actinopteri; Cypriniformes; Cyprinidae.